GUCCCAACUCCCAAACGACUUUGAGACCUGAGGUUUUGCGGAACUGUACAUACCACUCCCUCAAAUCUCCUUCACGACCACACACAGAUUUCAGUGAAGAUGGGUGCACCAAAAGAACCGACGCUCCCCUUGCCUGGCAAGGAAAACAUUCUGAUUACCAGUGCUCUGCCUUAUGUCAAUAAUGUACCACAUCUAGGCAACAUCAUCGGCAGUGUUCUGUCCGCAGAUGUUUUUGCUCGGUUCUGCCGUGCGAGGGGUCUGCCGACAAUAUAUGUCUGCGGCUCCGAUGAGUAUGGCACCGCAACCGAGACAAAGGCCCUCUCGGAAGGGAUCGACCCGGCGACAUUGUGCGCAAAGUAUCACGCAAUCCACAAGGGCAUAUACGACUGGUUUAGGAUUGAGUUUGAUGUAUUUGGUCGCACGCCCACUCCCGAGCACACCGAGAUCGUGCAGUCUGUAUUCAAAAACCUGUGGAAGAACGGCUACAUCGAGCAGCGUGAGACGACACAGGCCUACUGCCCCAACCACUCAUCCUUCUUGGCAGACCGCUAUGUUGAGGGCGAGUGCAGCAUCUGUCACGACCUAGGCGCUCGCGGCGACCAGUGCGAUGCAUGUGGCAACCUCCUUGACCCCCUCGAGCCAGAUAGAGACGCGUCUGGGAACCAGGAGACCAAGGCGACCGGGUGGCUCAUAAACCCCCGCUGCAAGCUUGAUGGCGCCACCCCUGAAAGGCGUCAGACCAAGCACCUUUAUCUCCGCUUAGACGCCCUGCAGGAUGAGAUCAAGGAAUGGCUCGAAUCGGCUGAAAAGAAUUGGAGCGCGAACUGCGUCUCCAUCACGCACUCCUGGCUGGAUCAAGGCCUGAAGCCCCGCGGCAUCACUCGGGAUCUCAAGUGGGGUGUACCAAUCCCCACUCGGCUCGAUGGCCUGUCCGACGAAGAUUAUGCCAAGAAGGUGUUCUACGUCUGGUUCGAUGCCUGCAUCGGGUACCCUUCAAUUACCAAGACAUACACCGAUGCUGGUAACCUGGAAGGCAAGAAUUGGGAAAAAUGGUGGAAAAACCCGGAGAAUGUUUCCCUGUACCAGUUCAUGGGCAAGGACAAUGUUCCAUUCCAUACCAUCAUCUGGCCAGCCUCUCAGAUCGGCUCAAGAGAAAACUGGACCAAGGUUAAGCACCUCUCUACUACAGAGUACCUCAACUACGAGGGAGGCAAGUUCAGCAAGUCGAAGGGAGUCGGUGUGUUUGGCAACAACGCUCAGGACACGGGAAUCGACGCAGAUAUCUGGAGAUACUACCUGCUGUCUAGACGUCCCGAAACUAGCGACUCGGAAUUCAAAUGGGAGGAAUUCGUUGAUGCGAACAACAACGAUCUGCUCAAGAACCUGGGCAAUCUGUGCCAGCGCGUCAUCAAAUUCUGCCAGGCCAAAAUGGAAGGUGUGGUUCCGGAGUACGACCUCUCGGGCUUCCCAGCUCUUCAAGAAUCCAAGGAGGAGGUGAACAAGCUGCUCCAAGAGUAUAUCGCAAGCCUCAAGGCGCUGAAGCUGAGAUCAGGGCUGGCUACGGUUCUCAGUAUUUCGGCACUGGGUAAUAAGCUUCUGCAAGACAACAAGCUGAGCAAUCAGCUUCUGGCCGAGGACCCCGCUCGCUGCCGAGCCGUCAUCGGCUUCGGCCUCAAUCUCAUCCAUCUUCUGGCCAACGUCCUGUCACCAUACAUGCCAGAGAAGGCCCAAUCAAUACUCAGACAGCUUGGAUUCAAAGCGGCUAGCGAGGAGGAGCAGCGGGUUCCAGUGCACAUUCCCGAUAUUUGGGAGGCGAAUGCACUCAAGCCGGGCCAUGCCAUCGGCACGCCGGAGCUCCUAUUCUCAACGAUCCCAGCGGCCAAGGUGGAGGAGUGGCGGGAGGCUUUCGGUGGCGAGGAACUUCGCAAACAGAAGGAAUUAGAGGCGGAGAAGGCGGCCGCGAAGAAGGCGGCCAGGGAGAAAGAGAAGGAGAAGAAGCGGCUCAAGAAGGCCGCUCAGGCUACUCAGGCUUCAGAGCCGAACCCGGGGACUACUACAACACUCCCUGCCCGCCCUGCGCCGGAGCCUGAGGAGCCUGCUGCGAAAGCUUAAGAGGGAUAGAACAAUAGAUUUCUUCUCCACAACAAGCCAACCGGUUUCAAUGAUUUCUCUUAGUACCCUCUCGUUUUUGCUUGAGUGUACGGGAUAGAUCGGAACUUGGCUGCUUUACUGACGCAUUAAGGCGCGAGCGACCAUCGGGCAACUUGGGGGAAGCGUCAAACGGAGAGUAUUGACUCCCGACUUGUUCUACUAGUCACCGACUACAGUACCGCCUGGUUGAGUCACAGUUUCUGAAUUACAACGCCGUGUGGACACCGAUUGAAAAUGUUGGUUCACCG
Canariomyces notabilis is the source of this 2399-nucleotide messenger RNA. RefSeq names its product methionyl-tRNA synthetase. The coding region runs from base 100 to 2112 and encodes 670 amino acids. Gene Ontology annotation, cellular component: cytosol; aminoacyl-tRNA synthetase multienzyme complex. The transcript has 8 exons. Gene Ontology annotation, biological process: methionyl-tRNA aminoacylation. Gene Ontology annotation, molecular function: methionine-tRNA ligase activity; ATP binding. The record is from RefSeq and is a predicted model, not a curated record. NCBI's taxonomy places the organism in Eukaryota, Fungi, Ascomycota, Sordariomycetes, Sordariales, Chaetomiaceae.